Helobdella robusta is the source of this 174-nucleotide messenger RNA. RefSeq lists its product as hypothetical. The record is from RefSeq and is a predicted model, not a curated record. The transcript has a single exon. Gene Ontology annotation, cellular component: nucleus. Gene Ontology annotation, molecular function: DNA-binding transcription factor activity, RNA polymerase II-specific; RNA polymerase II cis-regulatory region sequence-specific DNA binding. Gene Ontology annotation, biological process: regulation of transcription by RNA polymerase II; cell differentiation. The annotation marks the transcript as partial. Lineage: Eukaryota; Metazoa; Annelida; Clitellata; Rhynchobdellida; Glossiphoniidae.
AAAAAGAAACGACGAGUGCUUUUCUCAAAGGCGCAAACGAUUGAAUUGGAGAAACGUUUUCGAGACCAGAGGUACGUUUCGGCUCCAGAGAGAGACCACCUUGCCAGAACACUCAAACUGACACCAACGCAAAUCAAAAUUUGGUUUCAGAACCAUCGUUACAAACUCAAAAAG